Messenger RNA from Pseudopodoces humilis (Tibetan ground-tit), 7442 nucleotides. It is a transcript of the gene GALNT10, whose product is annotated as polypeptide N-acetylgalactosaminyltransferase 10. The record is from RefSeq and is a predicted model, not a curated record. Lineage: Eukaryota; Metazoa; Chordata; Aves; Passeriformes; Paridae. Gene Ontology annotation, molecular function: polypeptide N-acetylgalactosaminyltransferase activity. Gene Ontology annotation, biological process: protein O-linked glycosylation. Gene Ontology annotation, cellular component: Golgi apparatus.
AUGCGGCGGAAGCAGAAGCGGCUGCUGCAGGCGGUGGGGCUGGCGCUGGCCGCCCUCGUCUUCUUGCCCAAUGUGGGGCUCUGGUCCCUGUACCGCGAGCGGCAGCUGGAGGGCGGCGGCGCGGCCGGCGGGGACGGGGCGCCUGCGGCGGGGGCAGCGGUUGGUGAGGCGCCGGCAUCAUACGUGAGGCAAAAGAAAGACUCUUACUAUGCUGAUGGACAAAGGAAAAAGGACUGGCAUAACAAAGAAGCCAUAAGGAGGGAUUCUGAGCGUGUAGGAAAUGGAGAACAGGGAAAACCUUACCCAAUGACUGACGCAGAGCGAGUGGACCAGGCAUACAGGGAAAAUGGCUUUAAUAUCUUUGUGAGUGAUAAAAUUUCUCUGAAUCGUUCUCUUCCAGACAUCAGGCAUCCAAACUGCAAGAACAAGCUGUACCUGGAGAAGCUCCCGAACACAAGUGUGAUAAUCCCAUUCCACAACGAAGGAUGGUCCUCCCUGCUCCGGACAGUGCACAGCGUCCUGAACCGCUCCCCUCCCGAGCUGGUGGCAGAGAUCGUGCUGGUGGAUGACUUCAGUGACAGAGAACACCUGAAGAAACGCCUGGAAGAUUACAUGGCGCAGUUCCCGAACGUGCGGAUCCUGCGGACCAAGAAGAGGGAAGGGCUGAUCAGGACUCGCAUGCUGGGAGCCUCGGUGGCCAUCGGGGACGUCAUCACCUUCCUGGAUUCCCACUGCGAGGCCAAUGUCAACUGGCUGCCACCUCUCUUAGAUCGCAUUGCCCGAAACCGCAAGACUAUCGUUUGCCCAAUGAUUGAUGUUAUUGAUCACGACCACUUUGGAUAUGAGACUCAGGCUGGAGAUGCAAUGCGAGGGGCCUUUGACUGGGAGAUGUAUUACAAGAGGAUCCCUAUUCCUCCUGAGUUGCAGAAACCUGAUCCCAGUGAUCCCUUUGAGUCUCCUGUAAUGGCUGGAGGACUGUUUGCAGUCGAUAGAAAGUGGUUCUGGGAGCUGGGAGGGUAUGAUGCAGGUCUGGAGAUAUGGGGAGGAGAGCAGUAUGAAAUAUCCUUUAAGGUAUGGAUGUGUGGGGGUCGCAUGGAGGACAUCCCUUGCUCUAGAGUUGGUCAUAUCUACAGGAAAUAUGUUCCAUACAAGGUUCCCACAGGAGUCAGCCUGGCAAGAAACCUGAAGCGAGUGGCUGAGGUGUGGAUGGAUGAAUAUGCGGAGUUCAUUUACCAGCGCAGACCUGAGUACCGGCACCUCUCCGCGGGCGACGUCGCCGCUCAGAAGGAGCUCCGCAACAACCUCAACUGCAAAAGCUUCAAGUGGUUCAUGAACGAGGUCGCCUGGGACUUGCCAAAGUUCUACCCACCAGUGGAGCCUCCAGCAGCUGCCUGGGGAGAGAUACGCAAUGUGGGAACUGGACUGUGUGUGGAUACUAAACAUGGAGCCCUGGGAUCCCCACUGAGGCUGGAAAACUGUGUGAAGGACAGAGGAGAGGCAGCAUGGAACAAUGUGCAGGUAUUCACCUUCAGCUGGAGAGAGGACAUCCGUCCAGGGGAUCCUCAGCAUACCAAGAAGUUUUGUUUUGAUGCCAUUUCCCACAGCAGCCCUGUGACCCUCUAUGACUGUCAUGGAAUGAAGGGGAACCAGCUCUGGAGAUACCGAAAAGACAAGACCCUCUACCACCCAGUAAGCAGCAGCUGUAUGGACUGCAGUGAGAGUGAUCGAAAGAUCUUUAUGAAUAGCUGCAAUCCUUCAUCUCCAACACAGCAGUGGAUAUUUGAACACACAAACUCAACCAUCUUGGAAAAAUUUAACAGAAACCUUGAUCUUUAAAAGACUGAGAGAAAAUAUAUAUAUAUUUUACAAUUAUAGUUUUUACUGGGGAGGGUUACAAAAAAAAUUUUUAAAUACUUUUUUUUAAACACUAAAUGAAGGUAAAAGGGAGAAUCUCAGGAGAAGGUUAACUAGCAGGCCAGUCUUUAUUGUGAAGAUGCUGCAUCCUUCUCUUCUGGGGAUGGUGGAAUUUUAAAGGCUUUGCCAGAGCCACUUCUGUGCUAAGACUGAACAGAAACUCUGUUUUUAGAGGAGUCUGAAUGUGUUUCAAAUGGCUUGUUUUGGUGGGUUUUUUUUUGCUUUGUUUUGUUUUUUGGGUUUGUUUUUUUUUCCUUUUUUGUUUUAUUUCCCACUGGGGUCUGGUGUUAAAUGAUUUUGUUAUCCAGGACCCUGCAGGACUUUUUGUAGCUGCUAUACCACGCACUGAAGCAUUCCCACAUAGGUGCUUUAUCUUCCAAACUCCAUUUAAGUAAAAUAUUGAAGACAAGAUUUAAGCCUCCAAUCAAAAAAAAAACCAAAAAAAAAACCAAAAAACAAAACACCAAAAACCCAUUUUUGUAAUAUGAAAUGAAUAUUUUUUUGCCCUGAACCAAAUACAUUUCAAAUAGGUUGAGUAUUAUUACUUUCCAAAUCAUAGCUCUGAUGAAGGAAUGAGCUCUAGUGGAAGUGCAGCCAAGUGUUGGGAAUAUAACUGUUGUUAUUAGCCAUGAGGAAUCUGGGUUUCUGGUCCAUUCACUUUGCAGUCAGUUUGUCACUCACUGUUGAAUAUUCAAGGUGAAAGAUUAGUAGAGGGUUUUUAAAUAAUCGCAGUUCUUAUAGUUGAAGACUUUAUUCUAAAAGCCUUUGGAUAUCAGGUUCCAAAUUUGCUUCUUAUAACCUUUUUAGCACAGACAUCUCCAGGAUUUCUCAGAGUUAAAUCUACUGCGUGAAGACAAUUUCCAUUCUUCCUUUAGGGGUUUGAAGGCUAAAUUAAUUUACAGUUGGUGUGAGCAGAUUAAUUCAGGAUAAUUAAAUCAGGGCUGAGAUUAGCCAUUGGUCUUUAUCCAUUUGUUCAUCAGUCUUUAGUUUCUCAAGUCCUGUGGUCAGUGGUUGUUUUAGCCUUGUGGAAACGUGCUAUUAAUCUCUUCUCAUUUCCCAGCAUCCACAGCACUGUUCAGUUUACUGUGACUGGAAAUCUGUUUGCUUUAGCAGAGAUGUGGGACUGAUGGACCCAUUCCUGGUAUCCUAUCCCUUGUGCAGUGAGUGAGCAGUGCAAGGUGUUACCCCUUCAGGUUUGGCUGUGGGAUCUGCCACACAAUGAACCAGGAUUGUCUAAUCCCAGGAGCUGGAAUGUACUGACAUUAAAGAAUGAAUAGAGGACCAUUGGUUCAAGUUUAUCUGAAGCAAGUAUUUAAAAAAAAUCUGAUUUAAAAUGAAGUUGUUGCAAAAGCACAUUUACUAGUUCUCCUGACUUAAUCUUGUACUGAAGGGAGCAGUGGCAUUUUCUGGUAAAAGCUGUGAAUGGUGAUGCAGUGAACAGAUGCUGUGUAAAUUAGUAAACAGGAUUGCUUUGUCAGGAAUUGCCCAGCUCCUUGGAUUGUCUAGCUGCCCACGGGUGUUGCAAGAGUAGGUAGCAUGCAGCCAGCUCUGGGGUGAUGGGGAUGGGACCCUUGUGGGAUGCUUGAUGAGCAUGGUUAGUACAUUGCCCUCCUCUGAGGGGCAGGGAAGCUCUGCUCUGGGAUGUCUUUCAUGUGAAGGCAAGGAGGUGCUUCCCUCCCCAAAUGAGCAGGAUGGCUCCCUCUGCAGAGCUCCAGAAGCAAGAAGCCCUUUUGUUGCCAAUUGUAGGGUUGUGUCCCAUGUUUCAGAUGUGUUUGAGGCCAUGUAGUGCUGUGCCUGGCAGCUGGGAGUAAACAAGGACACAGCUGUCUGUCCCCCAAACUCUCCAGUCUGAUGGAUUGAGGAGGAGGCUCAGAAUCGUUUCCACCUCUCUCAUCCUCACAGCUGAGGCCAUGUCUGACCUUUUCUGCCAACUUAGCUGGUCCAUGCAGUCAUGGAGAACAGGAAACAUGGGCACUGCAUUGCAGCUGGGACCAGCCUUCCCAAAUGUUCGUGUCUAAGAUUUUGGAGGUGAAGAAAGGAAAAAUAACCCUAGACUUCCCUUGUGGCAGUUCUGCAGCAGUAUUGGAUGGAAGUGACACUAGUAUCAAGCAGAGUUGACGUCUUAUGUUCUCAGUUUCUGCAAUAUGUCUGUCAUGAGGAUCCCGUUGUGUUUCUGUGGGAGACAGAGUCACCUUCCAGUGCUUUGUGUCUGACUGCUGCUUUCCUUAAGUUAUUAAUGCUCUCAUUAGCUGAGUAGUGCUGACUGUGGAGCCACUAGAUGGCCUGACUAGAUGUCUUUAUGAAUGUUUUAAUGCCUGUGGAACAAGAAGCUGUUUGUCCAUGAAGAGUGAUAGUUUUUUAUAACUGGGACAUAAUCAGCAUAUUCUAUAAAUGGACUGUAGGUUGUUCUGCUUGCAGGUUGCAGCUUUGUGUGUCUUAGUUUUCUAAUGAGAGGAUUAGCUUCUGUUUCUAAACUGCAUGGCUUGCUUUGUUCUUGGGCUCACCUUGUGAAGGGAGCCCUCGCUUGGCUAACUGGAUUCUUGCUUCAGAGAGACCUGCAGCAAUGAACAGGUCUUUUACCACUUGGUGAUCUUAAUUUGGAGAGAAAGGUCAGCUCUUAGCAGCUUGCACCAACAGAUUAGGCAAUAGUUGAGGCAAUUCCUGUUUGACAAGCCACUACCAGUACACAGAACCUGGAGAUGUAGUGUCAGUGGUUGUACCAGGUCUAUCUCAGCAUGGUUGAUCUCUUUUCUGAAGGUUUGGGAUCUGAGUGUGGUUAGAGCCUCACAAAUUCUGUACACUUCUGACUAGCUCACUGGGCUUGGAGCUAUUAAUUAUUUGCAUCAGUUAUACUUUGCAGUACCCUAGAAGCUUUGUUGACCAAUGCAUAGACUUCAUAUAGCCAACCAUCCACUGAUUAAGAAAUGUAAGCUGUAUUUGAUCAUCUGCAUCUUUAACUGAGCCUUUGCUGGGCAAUCUAGUUAAUUAUUCCAAUUACUUUUGGUUAUUUGUAAGCAAAAUCACUAAAGCAUGAAUACAUAAUCACAAAUCUUCACAUCUGCAUGCGAGUCAAGACUGGAGAUUAAAUACUGGUGAUUAUCUAAUGCCAAAUACAUGUUUUCAUAUUUUUUCCCCCCAAAGUAUUGAAACACCCCUCUCUUUGUGGCUGCAUAAGUUUUGCUGCUUUUAAGUAUCAGAAUCCCAGACAACAGGGUGUGUGUUGUGUUGCAUAAAAAUACUUUGAUUUGCUCUUGAAGCUGUUGAUCUAUACUGGUGCUAAUCUCUAAGGCCUACAGACAGUAAAUAGGCUUGGGGCUCUCAUGUGUGCAAGGUGUCUUUUCUUAUACCUAGGAAAUUAAUUUUCUUUUUCAAACCACAAUAGAAGAACGUGUGAGCCUUCCUGAAAGGGGAAUACAGCAUCAUUAAAAUAAAGAUGUGCCUUUUUAAAUGUAAAUGUACAGCAAAUGCUUAAACUUGAACCAUUUCCUAGUGCCUUGCUGGACAAGAGAGAGGGAUUGGGGUUGGGGGAUAAGGAUAUAAGAGAAAGCUUGACUCCUGCAGUGUUUGUGUGUGGGGUUUUUUUUAAAUGUCUGAUUUUCAGUGCAAAAUUUGUGUGAACGACAGUAAUUCAGAAGCUCUUGGGUUCCCUCUGUUAAAUCGAUAUUGUUAAUGACUCUGGGGAGGUUUGUCACUCCUAAUAGGAAGACUUGGAAAGGUUGGCAGCUUCCUCUGGGUGUGCUGUAACAGCUGCAGCUGCACUGGAAGAUGCCUUGGUUAGCUGCUGGAUGUUCCACCUCAUGGUAAAGGCUCAUGAUUUCACUGGCAUGUGGGAUCCUGCAUUUUAUUUUCUAAGUAUGCAAAUCAAAAAUAGUCCCAAAAGCAUAUGAAAUCUGUAGCAGAAAUGUCUUUCAGAAGAAUUCGAUGCCUUCCAUCACUGGGAAACUUUUUCACGCAGGAAAUACAGAGUGUAUUAAAACUCUAAUACAGAAGUAGCAAGAAAGCGAUUUCUCAGACUAGCUUUCCUUGUGGUUGGUUUUACAGCAGUCUGUGCACAGGGCUUUGCUUUCCUUUACUACUGGAGUGUUCCAGUCAGCAAACUUUCCUUUUCCCUGCUGCACUGAUAUCAGUGACCUGAGAGUCAAACAGGCACCACCAGCAUUGCAGGAGACAGUGCUCUGGGGCUGCUGCAGGGCUGUGACAGCAGCUCUGCUGGCUCACAUCACCCAAGGGAGACAUCUCCUAAAAGUCAGACUGGGCAAUCACAGAACUGCCAGGUGAAAAGGGAGAAGAUUUUAUUCUAAAUUGUCUUUCAGGAUACAGACAGGGACUUGAAUUGAUUGGGGAGAACAGCCAGCCUCUGGCAGUCAGCCUGUCACGCUUGCAGUCAAAAGAGCCCUGAUAAAGCCAUGUGUGAAACAGCCCAAGUGAUGCACGUGUACCUUGCAUUCCACUUGCACAGCUGCUGGGGUUCUUGCAUUCACUGCGUGGUUUCACAAGAUACACAGCAAAGGGGAGCUGCCUUGGGAGUCAGGAGCACUGAGUCCUGCUCCUCGGCUGCCAUGGCCUGUGAGUUGAUCUUAAGCAAGGAAAGUCUGUGUGCUGCAAUUUCCCAGCUUGUGUAGGAUUCACCUUUAAGUGCUUUGUUUUCUGACCUAAUGAGUGCUGAGUCCAGAUUUUAAACCAAGCUGCAGAUCCUCACCUGAUUCAAGUGGAGAGAUGCAGUGGGUGGAGAAUGGGAAAUGAGAUCUGAAAUUGCCAUCAGCAUUCAACACAGACUUGUCAAUUCAUUUCAUAUUCCUCAUUAAUAAGUCAGAUUGAUUUAUUCACAUUAUAAAUUUGAAGUUUAACCAAAACAAGCUCACCUCCUGCUCUGAUUUCUACUUUGUAGUGUCAUGCUUUAGCUUGGAGAGUCUGUAUGGAAAUAGGCAAUGACAGAUCAUGGAAACCCUAAUAAAAAGCCUGUGUCUGUUUUUGACUCUGCUAGCCAAGUACACUCCUUAGCUGACUGCAUUUGAGCUUUCUUGAUGCUUCUGUGUGAUCCAAAAGGCUUCAAAGAUUCCAGCAGUUGUGAGUGAUUUUGGAGUUUUAUAUAAAGCCACUGGAUCUAUGUGGUUUUAAAUAUACUGGUUCAACUCAAGGAGAAAAAUCUUAAUCCCAGGUAGUGAGCAAACAAAUGUGAACUUCAACCACAAAAUAAGAUAAAAACUGCUCAAGCUAACAGCCUGAAACCUUAGCCCUUACGGUAACAGCAACAAAUAGCUUUAGCCUCUAGGGUGGAGAAGGGAAUUGGUUUCGAAAUGCAUUCUCUAGGAUCUCGGUGAUUAGGUCUAAGUUUGUCUGUACCUUGUACUGCAUGCAUUUUCUCUGUAAAACUGGAUGGUGCCUCUUGAAUCAGUGUGUAUUUAUUUUGUGCGUAUUAGGACCAACAGCCUAAUAUCUGGGGGUGGUAAAGGACUUGUAGCACUUUAAUGUAGUAGCUUUCAUAAAUUGGGAAUCAUUGAUAGAAUGCCUAGUGUUUUUAAAGUUGA